Messenger RNA from Camelina sativa (false flax), 707 nucleotides. RefSeq names its product DNA-directed RNA polymerases II, IV and V subunit 6A. Gene Ontology annotation, cellular component: nucleus; RNA polymerase III complex; RNA polymerase II, core complex. Gene Ontology annotation, biological process: tRNA transcription by RNA polymerase III; transcription by RNA polymerase I; transcription by RNA polymerase II. Gene Ontology annotation, molecular function: DNA binding. The record is from RefSeq and is a predicted model, not a curated record. Lineage: Eukaryota; Viridiplantae; Streptophyta; Magnoliopsida; Brassicales; Brassicaceae.
UCAGAGUGGUGGGGUCAACUCAACGCAAACGCAUUCUCUCUCUCCAUCGUCAACGAUUUGUUAGGGUUUAUCAUCGAGGCGGAGGAGGAGAAGCGAUUUCUUAAAAAAAUCGACUCUAAUGGCUGACGAAGAUUACAACGAAGUCGAUGACUUGGGAUAUGAGGAUGAGCCAGUGGAGCCAGAGAUUGAAGAAGGAGUAGAGGAAGAUGCUGAUAUGAAAGAGGAGGAUAUCAAUGGUGAGCCAAUUGAAACAGAAGAUAAGGUUGAAACGGAAGCUGUACAACGUCCACGGAAAACGUCCAAGUUUAUGACCAAGUAUGAGCGUGCACGUAUCCUCGGUACUCGUGCUUUGCAGAUUAGCAUGAAUGCUCCUGUCAUGGUCGAACUAGAGGGUGAGACUGAUCCACUUGAGAUUGCAAUGAAGGAGCUUAGGCAAAGGAAGAUUCCAUUCACUAUCAGACGCUAUCUACCUGAUGGGAGUUUCGAGGAAUGGGGAGUUGAUGAACUGAUCGUUGAAGACUCGUGGAAGCGUCAAGUCGGUGGUGAUUGAGAAUCUGACCAGAGAGUGAGAGAGAGAGAGAACUCUGUAUGUAUUUUGCUUGCUUUUGCCCUCAUAUGGAUGUUAAAUCUCUAAUACUUUAAUUACUGAAACUUAUGUGUACUGCCGACUUAGUUGUUGGUUUUAAUAUUCCGAGACUUUGCAAAAA